CAGUUCUUGUCCGUUCUUCAAAGAUGCAUCAGUGUUUGGUGGUUGGACCCAGUGCAAGCUGAUGACCUACGGUGGGAUGUGUGUCGUCCGGGCUGCUUUUAACAUGUGAAAAGAAGAAACUAACUAGCGGAGUAACUUUAAGAACUUCGUAAAGAGACUACGGAGAAAAGUUUUACAGCGGAGCAAAAUCGUUGAAAGGAAAUAAGUUGUCGAAGUUAGCUCCAGAGGCCUGAGUGCCAUGCCAGAGGGGUCCCUUUCUGCUCUCCACCAGGGCUCAAUGGAGGAAGAAUCUCCACAGUCGUCCUCUCCCCUCUCUGCAAGCGAACAUGACCAGGCAAAUGUUGACUUGGGCCCAGACUGUUACAGCCAGCUGUGUGUGGAGCCACUGGACGGAGAGGGUGAACGUCCAGUGAGCCUGGUGUCCACUCUCUCCUCUGGUUCAUCCCGUGACAGUCACAGCCUUUUUGGCAGCAUCGUUGCCCUUCCUUCCUCCACCACCCCACCCAUACCGAGUGAGGAGGACAUAGACUUGGAGCUGAGCCCAACUGAAGGCACAGAAGAGCAGGCAGGGGACCAGAGUUCCACCCUCACAGGGUCCACAGGCCACUGGCAGGAGCGACUGGGGCCGAGGGUGGUCAGCAACCAGUGGAACAACAACAACACCACCUCCAUCAGGAAGGCAAGUGGUGAAAUUUCUCACAUCCCUGCCUCGCCUGUCGUUACGGACACCAUGGCGCCCAACCCCAAGCUUACCUAUGUGGACCGUGUUGUCAUGGAGAUCAUUGAGACAGAGCGCAUGUACGUCAAGGACCUACGCAGUAUUGUGGAGGACUACUUGGCUCACAUUAUUGAUAUGAGUAACCUUCCCAUACGGCCAGAGCAAGUGUGUGCGCUGUUUGGAAACAUAGAGGACAUCUAUGAGUUCAACAGCGAACUGCUGCAGUCCUUAGACAUGUGUGAGAGUGACCCUGUGGCCAUCGCUCGCUGCUUUGUAGAUAAGAGUGAAUACUUUGAAAUAUACACACAGUACUGCACCAACUACCCCAACUCCGUGGCAGCACUGACCGAUUGCAUGAGGAGUAAAACUUUGGCCAAGUUCUUCAGAGAUCGGCAGGCUGCUUUGAAGCGCUCCCUCCCUUUGGGCUCCUAUCUGCUAAAGCCAGUCCAGCGGAUCCUGAAAUAUCACCUGCUGCUUCAGGAAAUUGCAAAGCACUUUGACCCAGAUGAGGAGGGCUAUGAGGUCAUUCAGGAGGCCAUAGACACCAUGACUGGAGUUGCUUGGUACAUCAAUGAUAUGAAGAGGAAACACGAGCAUGCUGUUCGAGUGCAGGAGAUACAGUCUCUUCUGAUCAACUGGAAGGGUCCUGACCUGACCACCUAUGGAGAGCUGGUGCUGGAGGGCACCUUUCAUGUCCUGCGGGCGAAGAACACCCGUACACUCUUCCUCUUCGAAAAGAUGCUCCUCAUUACCAAGAAAAGAGGGGAACACUAUGUCUACAAGAUCCACAUCUCAUGCUCCACCCUAAUGCUGCUUGACAGUGCCAAAGAUCCCCUGCUCUUCAGUGUCAUUCAUUUCAAGCAUCCCAAGCAACCCCAUACAGUACAGGCCAAAUCUGUAGAAGAGAAGCGUCUGUGGUCGCAUCACAUUAAGAGGCUGAUUCUUGAGAACCACAACACCAUCGUCCCACAGAAGGCAAAAGAAGUCACCCUGGACAAUUCAAACUAUCCAGGGAAGUACCACUAUAGUCCUGAGAGGCUGAAGAAAGCAGAUUCCUACCAUGCCGACAGCUUCCAUCUUGGAGGGCGAAAUGGGAGACGAAGAUCAGAGCCUGCAAAACAAAUCAUAAGGAGCACAAAAGCUGUUUUGAAGCAUGCAGACAGUGAGGGUGCACUGCUGGGGGAGAGGUGCUCCCUUCAGCCAGCCACUAGUGUCAGUACGCUGACCUCCAGUCUAGGCGAGCCCCAGGCUGAGAGGCCAUGUGUGAAGGAUCUAAUUCCCAGAAGGGACUCUCUGGUGCAGCUAAGUCCUACUGACAGUGACCCGAAAGUGGGCUCUUCACCCAGUGAGGGGGGGCUGGAGCUGGAUGAGGAGGAGGAGGAGGUGGAGUGUUACAAGGAAGACAUACUGAUGGGAGACGACCAGGUAGCCGACUUUGCCAGCUCAGUGCUGGCAGCCAUCUCCUGCUGGCACUAUAAAGCCAGGGCUUUGCUUUCUACUCACUUCACAACGGAUGAUCAGAACAGAGAUCUGGCUGAACUGAAAAUGAGUGAGGAGGUAGAAACUCAGAGGCGGGAAGAAAAACACUUGGAUGUGGCUGUGAAAGAAACUCUCACCACACAGGUCAAUGUGGAGGAGCUGUGCUCUCAAGACUUUGUCCCUCAAGCAAGGAAGAAGAGCAAUCAGCUGGAGGUGCAUCACUCCCAGCUCCCCAAGACUCCCGUCUCCCCUUUGCAACAGGAAGCCAACACGUCAGAAUCUCAGGAAAGCUCAAGAGAAACUGGAGAGGAAGAAGAAGGGGAGAGUGAUUCCUCAGGUCUCCAAGCGGAGGAGACGAGUGUGCUGAUGAAUGGGGAGCUCUCAGAGGAGGAAGAUGAGGUACUUUCAGGCAAUAAAAGCCUCCUACCUUCCUCUGUUUUGGACCAGGCAAGUGUGAUCGCUGAGCGCUUCAUCAGCAGCCUGUCCAGACGGAGCAGUCUGGUUUCAGAGGACUUGGGUUCCCUUGCCUGCCCCUCACCCUCGACAAAUAAUGACAUCUUCAAAAGCCCUUUAGCUUGCAUGAACUUAGAGAAACAGACCCAAAUGCUGGCCAGCUCUACCCCAGAGCCAUGGGUAACCCCACCAAAUCUGCCAACCCCUGCUAAUGAACCUGCACUCAGUGCCCUCAUUGAAGGGGAGCACAGGUCCACUCUUUCUAAACAAGAUCGCCUCCUCAUCCAUAAGAUCAGAAGAUACUACGAGCAUGCCGAGCACCAAGAUGCUAACUUUAGCAUCAAGCGCAGGGAAAGUCUAUCAUAUAUCCCAGCAGGUCUGGUCCGGCUCCUUAGCCGACAGCUCAACAGUGGUCCUCAGGAACAGCCUGUCCCAGUUCACCGGAAAGGCCAGUCUCGCAACCGGCCUACUUCCUGGUCUGUGUUUGACCUUCCUGGCUUAGACAAGAGUCAAAACACUGACAUUCAUAAAAAAACUGACACAGAGAGACCAGUGGAAGCCAAGGCUAGAUUACACAGCAUCACAGAUGCAGCUACCACAGAAGAAGAGUUCAGUUCUUCAGCAGAAGAUCUCAAGGGUUGGGAAGAUGUGGAAAUGAAGGAAGAGAACCAGAAAGUUCAGCAGAUUGCAGAGGAGAACUCUAGAUUAGAAGCAAUACCAGAUAACAGCUCAGACAUAUCAGAUGUUAUAACCAAUGAGCAAAUGCUUCCAAUUUUGAAAGAGUCUGAAACAAGCACUGCCUCAGAAGUCUCCUCCAUCUCAUCACCCACCACAACCUCUCCAACAGUGGAGGAGAGACAAUCCUGUCAGGACUCUAAGUCCCCCAUGUCUCACGAGAAGAGCCAUUUCAACCAUGGCCACCUACCCAAGAUCAUUAAUUUUCGAACAAGUAUGGAUGAGGACCAGAUCCUACAAGACAUGGGAAGGAUGAAAAACAAGGUGUUCCAGCUGGCACGUCAGUACAGUCAGCGCAUCAAAAAUAACAGACCAAUGGUCUGGCAGAGGAACCGAGAAACCGCAAAUCAACAAGUCUUCAAGAAUAUGCCUGCUGUCCAGGAGGAGAAAAAGGGUAAACCCAACCUGAGAUUGCCCUUGAACACUUGUGACCAGGCGCUUAUCCAUGAAGAGCAUUCUCCAGACCCAGCCCAGACCCACACAUCUGGAGCCAGUUCCGAGAGCACAUUUACUCACCCACAAAGUCCUCAGUCAGACACCUUCCACUGGCCCGACGUACAGGAGCUGCGCACCAAAUAUACCUCCCAUUCUUCUAAAAUAACCCAUAGCUGCACGGUGUCAGACAGGAUGGAGUGCUGUGCAAACAGGUGUAAUGGCUGCUCACGCAAGUACAGUAGCUCCUUGGACCUUCCCAAAGCCGUAACAGGCUGCCCAAGGACAUAUUCUGAAACAAUACAUAAGAAAGAGUGUCCUGUGGUGGAGGACUGGCCCCAGCUCCAGCCCCUGUUGUGCAGGUGGAACUCCUUGGACCACAUGCUUGGGUCUCUUCCCCUCCAUGAAGUGCAGAACCUUCAGGAACCUCUGAGAACCUGCUACACAGCCAGUCAGGUGUCUCUGGUUACAAGGGAAACUGGCAAAUUGCAGAAUGAGGACAGAAUUCAUCAGGAGGGCUCAGACUGUACCACCAAAUCUGCUGUCUUGAAAUUGACAGAAAGUAAUCUAGUGAAAAGCUUACGGGAGAAGUUCCAAAGCUUAAGCACAAGCUCGUGAAUUUUAUACAUUUUUAUUAUCGGGGGCUUCACCUUCCAUCACAUGGAAGAAUUAUCUGCCAGUUAACUGGUGCUUCUCAAUUCUCAUUUUCCUGUUUUUCCCCAAAAGAAUGCAACUUGUGGUGUACACAUUGUUUUCAGUAUAUGGAUCACAGUGAUGAUGUUGGCACCAUAGAAGUUAUAUUAUUGGGUAUUGGUGAGGGCAAUGAAGGGAAAAUAUAUUGCCUCUAAAAAUGUUUUGUGUAAUAUUUGUACAUUGGGUAGGUGCCUGCACUGUAAAACACACACUUGUGUUAAAAUAUGUAUAUAGUCCCCUGUAUCAAUUGAAGAUUAGGUUCUACUUCAUUAUUAUAUCCAUCUCUCUGGUUCCCUCCGGCAUUUGGUGAUUCUUGCUACAAUCGCUACAUUAUUAUAUCAUUUAACCAUGUAAAUUGUCAGAUAGAGUUACAAGGAAAAGCAAAAAAGGAGCUUAAGUGUCAUUGACGAGAGAGAAGUCUCUGAGUGUUCACCAAAGAGGGUUUCCUUUUGACAUUUGUUGAAUUUUAAGGCAUGUGGUCACAGCAGUAAUUUGCUUCCACAUCUACUGUAGCUGCUUCUAAAACUAUUUUCACAUACUGUAUCACUGGAGCUUUAUUCUUCUCAACAAGCUGUAUAUUUUCUUUAAUAUUAUUUAUGAAACUGUAUAUUUUGGAGCAAUCGUCCUCAUGUAAAUACUGACAAGUGGCAACCCUUUUUACUUUUCCUUUCCAGAAAAUAUAUUGUUUCAUACUUGAAGUUUCCUAUAUUUUCAAUAAAAACAGAGAUGGUUAAGUGUU
This is a messenger RNA of Scatophagus argus, 5249 nucleotides long. Its product is annotated as pleckstrin homology domain-containing family G member 3. Gene Ontology annotation, molecular function: guanyl-nucleotide exchange factor activity. The transcript is spliced from 19 exons. Lineage: Eukaryota; Metazoa; Chordata; Actinopteri; Scatophagidae. The record is from RefSeq and is a predicted model, not a curated record. The coding region runs from base 239 to 4435 and encodes 1398 amino acids.